GACAUUGCCAAUCUAUUAAAGAAAGACCAAAAGAAAGAAGAGAUCGUUGAGAGAUACAGUACAAAUUUGUGAUAUAUAUAUUCUAGGAAAAUGUAGAACAUAUUUAGGAAAUAUAUGGAUGCAGUUAUGGUAUAUAUUCUAUAUUUUCGUGUUUUUUUAAAACGGAAUAACUGAAAUAGGCAUAAUGUAUAAUAUAGGCAAAGACAAUGAAUAAUGGAUGAAAAAUUUAUUGUUCCCUACGCAUAUCUUUAGGUAACCGUUAGAGUAAGUUAUAACAUAGAACCAAAACAAAGUAUACCGUAGAGUUAAAGUUAAUUCAUAUUCAACUCAAUAGUCAAUAGUAUACCAACAAGUUCUGAUCAGGAUAAAGACAAACAAAAUAUAGUUUGAGUAGAAUGUAUAAGAAAGUGUUAAUUACGUAUUCUUCACACCGAAGAUUAAAGUUAAACACAUUGAUUUCAUUUUCUAAACUGGUUAGACCACCAUAAUAAGUAUUCUAAGUUUAGGUACAUAACUACUUUAUAUAUGGCAUCAAUACUUAUGUGUCUAAUAAUUUUCAUAUUUUGUAUUUUAAAUAUUUGAAAUCUAUUUUUGCCAUUAAUAAAAAAGAAAACUUGUCCAAAAUGACUAAAAGGUUAAAAAGUCCUAAUGGGCAAUUAGAAGUUGAAUAUGUCCCAUGUAGUUUUGAUUAAACUGAUCGACAAGCUGGUCAGAAACCGCAUCUCAAGCUUAAGAACGAUGGAAGAUAAAAAGUAUACAAAGGCUAUGGUGAUAUGGUUCUCCUUUCUGUGAUCUAUUUUUCUUUUUGGAUUCUAAAUUUAAAUCUUAUUUUCUAAAAACACUCAGCUAAAGCUAAAGUCACAGUCGUCAUUGUACAAUUGUUUUUUUGAAUAAAUUAAAUUUUUUUUUUUUUAAAGAAGUUGAAUAUGUUUCAUUUUGCCAAUUCAGCCUAUUAUUUUAUUUUCAUUUCAGUUGUUACUAUAUUAUGCACCAAAUAGUUUCAUUAUUGUAUUUUAAUUUCAGAAUAUGACUAUACUAUACACGUAAUACAUGCAGACAAUACAUAAAUUAAAGUAAAAUAAUGAACCCCCGAGAAAUUAAUCAAUCCACAUUUCACGCGUCGACUCCCCGAGAUAGGCUUGGACAUUCGGGUCUUUGAAUUGGGGCAUUGCGGAUCCGAAUUCUUCGGAUCUAAAAGUUUAGGGCCCGAUAGGAUAAUUUAAAAUUCUCGGUUCGGGAUCAGUUAUGGUGUUUUCGGGUUCGGAUCGGGUCAGGUCUUAGAUAAUUAGACCUAAUAAGGUAAUUAGAGUUUUUCUAUUGGGGUUCGGUUAGGUUACGGAUCGGGUUCGGUUCGGGUCAUGUCGGAUGCAACCCAAAAAAAUACCUAAAACACAGAGAAAAUAUCUGAAAUCAUGAGAAAUUUUAUUUAAACUCUGAUCCAAGGAUAUGAAAAAUAUUCAAAAUUUUAUCUGAUUAUCUAAAUUAUAUUUUAAGAAUCUCAAUUUUUAUCCAAAACCCAAAAUCAUACCCAAAAACUAAAAUUUGAAACUUAAAAAUACCCAUAAUACCAAAAAUAAACUGAAACACCUAUAUAUACUAGAAAUUUUGGAUUUUCGGAUACUCCACUCGAGUCUUGGGUUCGGGUCGGGUCCAAGACCCGCGGGUCCUUUACAAUAAAAUUCAAUAGGAUAAAAAGAUCAGAUCGGUUUCGAAUCGGAAUAGGAUUUUUCGGGUCGGAUCCUCAUGUCCGGAUAAAAUACUCAUGCCUACCUCGAAGUAAGCAAAUUAAAUAAGCAUGUGCAUGUAUAUGCGCAUAAUAUAGUUAUCAACUAAAAUAUAAAUAAAAACACAUUUACAACUAUAAAUGAAACCCCAAGUCCACCUUCUCUUCAAUAUCUCACAACACAUUCGGUCGUGGAUAUGUUUAUAAAGCCUUGAAAACCAUUAUUAAGGUAGAUGAAUUUGCGCGUGGCUUAAUAUUUAAAAGUUUCAUUGUUUUAUUUUCAUUUUAGUUUAUUACUAGUAUACUAUGCACCAAAUAUGUGCACAUAAUACAGAAAUGAAACUAAAAUAAUGAAACUCCCCUUCCCGGGAAAAAAAUCCAUCCUCAUUUCACGCGUCAACUCCUCAACUUAAGCAAUUAGAUAAGUUUGUGCGUGUACAUGCGCAUAAUAUAGUAAUCAAGUUUAUGAAAACAAAAUUAUGGAAUACAUUUCGGUUUUCGAAUACAACUAUAAAACCUAAUUCCACUCUCUCUUAAAUUUCUCACAACACAUUUUCUCCCCCUCUCUCUCCUUCCAAAUCUAUAUAUUCUCUCUCUAAAUUCACGUUUACAAGAAAAGAAGGAAACAAAGGAAGAAAUAAGAAUUAUCUCUCUAUUUCUCUAGCGCUAAUUAAGUUACCAAACACACUCACACAUCAAAGAGAAAAAUGGCACAACUCAUGAAGCUACUCGUGACAAUUGCACUAACAUUCGCAAUUACAACCGCCAUCAUCACCACAAGAACUACCAGAACCAACCCGAAGACCGAAACAUUUGCUGUCAAAGACCUUAGAUCCCCAGGAACGGUUAAGAUCAAACCGGGUAGGUUCUUGGCCCAAAAAGACGAAGGGGGUCAAGGACCUAAAGCCCGUAACCCAAGUGCAACUAACCGUUGCAACAAAGAUUCAGAGAUCUGCCGCAGCACCGAAGCAAACCCUAGAAUGGCUUGUUGCAACAACAAGUGUAUGGAUUUAUUAACCGACAAGAAAAACUGUGGUGCGUGUAAUAAAAAAUGCAAGUACACGGAAACAUGUUGUGGCGGUCAGUGCGCUAACUUGAAUUACAAUAAACGCCAUUGCGGUGAGUGUUACCAUCGUUGUCUACCAGGCGGGUACUGUAUCUACGGUCUUUGUAACUACGCGUGAUGACGCAAUCAUUCAUUCACGUCAUGCCAACGCUUCACAUCAUGGAUAUAUAACAAAAAAGAUCAUUUUUACUUUGUUGUCUAAGAAUAAAAUGGAACUUCCUCGUUUUGAGUAUCGCUGCUGUUUUCAAUAAGUUUAAUUGUUUAAGAGCGUCUAGUGUACCCUCCAGAUAAUAUCAUGAAUAAUGUUUUUGUAAGUAUAAAUACUUAAAUUUAAAUAAUAAAGUAUCUUUUCUCUUAAGCCAUCUCGAGACCUUACAGAUAAUAUACAUCGCAGUUAUAUGAUUUGUAAAAAUAAUAGGCGACAAAAAUAUAAGAAAAAUACUUAUAACAGUAUAUGUAUCUUAAUAUUUAGAGCUCGCCAUGUUUCUCAGAAGAAAUGGUUUCACCAAGGGCUUUCUAAAUUAUCAUUAGCAUCAAUAAAGCUUAAUGGGUUUUUUGCAACUUUGUUCAAAUUAAUUUUUUUUAUCUCUGAACGAUAAAAAAGUUACGCAAGUAACAAAAUACAAUCAAAUGGA
Molecule: messenger RNA, 3424 nt
Organism: Brassica rapa (field mustard)
Lineage: Eukaryota; Viridiplantae; Streptophyta; Magnoliopsida; Brassicales; Brassicaceae
Product: stigma-specific STIG1-like protein 2
Source: RefSeq, a predicted model, not a curated record